AGACAGAGAUGAAAAUGUGGAAAUAUUUCAACCAUUAGCCCUCCCGGAUCUGGAGGGUAGCAGCUGGCAGCACUGCACCCCUUCCAUUCCUUAAUCAGUUCUUUGGCGCUUUUUUACCGGCUUGUAAAGACAAGCCAUCAUCUUCCAGACAUUUUAAUUCGAUCGCCUUGCUCCAAAGGACGCUCACUCAAAGUUUUUUUAGGAAACCGCUUAACUAGAAGGCUAGAAAAUGGCUUUGGCUUCGUCUGACCACCCUGUGCAUCAGUCGCCGCCAUCGGCUGGGGGAGAAGAUCACACUUUUAGGCAAAGAAUCGCUGUGCAAUACCAACAGAGCGCUGUAAACAAGUCAAGACUGAAGUAUUGCGUGUUUCUCCAUUACUUUCUAUGCUUUGCUAUGCUUGCCAAACUGGUACCCUACAUCCUUGAUAGGUUCAACUGGUUCAUCCUGAUCGUUGAAGAGCUUGAAGUACCAGAACCUUUUGCCUGGGAAUGGUUUUGGUUGUCCAGUAUUACGGCCUCAGCCUUCUGCUUGGAUGCCAUUAAGAAGAACAGUGUUACUUCUAUGAGGAACUACAUCAUUUCCAUCGUGCUCCUUGGAUAUCUCCCCAUUCUCUAUGCGCUGGUUUUCUGGUUUUCAGAAGUCUACAUCUUCCUCGUCUCGGAUGACUAUUUCGAUGUGGUCGAUCUCGUUUACUGGAGGAUGUAUCCAUGCGGAUUACUCUGGUAUGCAUUCCUGAUGAUAGCACUUCAAGUGCAUUCUUUCUCCAUGUACUUCAGCUUCAAAUUGAUCACUGCUUGGAAGACCAGAGGCGCUCGUAGGGCUGAAUAGACUCCCAAGGACUGAGAAGUGUCUACAUAUUUCCAAUACUUUUCAAUGCCGUUAUUUUCGUUUUUACAAUGUUCUGUAGGUAGGUAAGGGUUUCUAAAGUACAUAUAAAACUUGCAUCAAAGUUUGUGAUAAAUUUUUUAGGAUAAUUAGACCAACUUACAAGAUAUUUGAUAUUUCAUGUAGUAUUUUGAUAAAACGUGUUGUUUGUAACUUUAGAAAUGCCCUAUUUAAGGUUUGAACCGUGCCAUAGGGUUUAUUUGCGGUAAAGUUUCAUAUCUAUAUUUUUAGAUUUCAGAUUAUUCAUAUACGCUGUAUCCGUGCAAGGCAUAACUGCAAUAUUUUAGUAACUUAAUAGUUUAUGUGGCUUGGACGGAAACUGAACUGAUGUUUUAUAGGCUUAAGUUAUGAAGUUUUGUUUUAUUUAUUUCGUUUGUUGUUUUAAAUGUUUUAUGUGCCUUUAGUUGUUCAUAGUAAAGAUUCUGGAGCAUUUAGCAUAAAUAGCCACACUUAUAUUAGUCGUUCAGUUACAGUUCAGUCACGUUUUUUUUGUACAGUAAAAAAAACGUGACUGAUAUAUUGACAAAAAAAACUUCUGUGGCUAUUUUUGUUACAAGCUGACGCUUUACUAUGCAUAAAAGGUUUUAUACUGCGACAAUUAGCAGCCGGUUUCGUUUGUUUUAGUCUAGAGAGUUUACUGAUUGAUGGAAUUGAUGUAUUUUUCUUCACUGGAUAAAAUUCAUUUGUUCUAUCGAACUGUUGUUUUUGAUAAUCUGUACUAGACUUAAUAAAAAUUUAAAAUAUU
Molecule: messenger RNA, 1631 nt
Organism: Dendroctonus ponderosae (mountain pine beetle)
Lineage: Eukaryota; Metazoa; Arthropoda; Insecta; Coleoptera; Curculionidae
Product: protein jagunal
Exons: 5
Coding region: 230-829 (199 amino acids)
Biological process (GO): endoplasmic reticulum organization; vesicle-mediated transport
Cellular component (GO): endoplasmic reticulum membrane
Source: RefSeq, a predicted model, not a curated record